This is a messenger RNA of Ostrinia furnacalis (Asian corn borer), 1428 nucleotides long. Its product is annotated as dopamine receptor 2. Lineage: Eukaryota; Metazoa; Arthropoda; Insecta; Lepidoptera; Crambidae. The transcript has 9 exons. Gene Ontology annotation, biological process: phospholipase C-activating G protein-coupled receptor signaling pathway; adenylate cyclase-activating adrenergic receptor signaling pathway; positive regulation of cytosolic calcium ion concentration. Gene Ontology annotation, molecular function: alpha1-adrenergic receptor activity. Gene Ontology annotation, cellular component: plasma membrane. The coding region runs from base 233 to 1333 and encodes 366 amino acids. The record is from RefSeq and is a predicted model, not a curated record.
GUAGCAGUUAUUAAAAACAUUCAGCAAGUUUGUGUUAUUACACCAGUUUUCCUUUUUAAUUAAUUUACAAUGUUUUGUUAUGAAUUAAUGUUUAUUUUGUGAAAGUCUUUGAGUGAAAGUGAAUAAAAAUAAAAAAAACAUUAUGGAUCUUAGUGAAAUGAAUGUGGAGUACUUAGUAUUACCGUGACUAAAGUGAACGGAUUGUUUAUUGGUUGACAAGAGGUUUUAAAUUAUGACGACAAUAAGCACGCGCGGCGAAGUCGGAGCGUCAUGGCUGGUCGCAGCAGCAGCCAUGGGCAUCGUCACAGCGACCACCCUCGCUGGUAACGGCGCUGUGCUGGCUGCCUUGAAGCGGGCUCAGCGGUCGCCAGCGCACUACCCGCUGGCCAGUCUUGCAGCAGCUGACCUGCUGGUAGGAGCCUUCGUGCUGCCGAUCGCUGCGGCGAGGGAGCUCUUUGUCUUCCAUCUUAACUGGGCCAUCUGCUCCUGCUGGAGCACCUUAGACGUGCUCUGCUGCACCGCGUCCAUCCUCUCCCUAUGUGCGCUAGGCUGGGAGCGCUGGCGAGGCAUCACGGCGCCGCUGUCCCGCGCGCGGCGAGCCCGGCAGGCGCGCUUGUAUGCCGUCCUGGUGUGGCCCGUCGCGGCCGCCGUGGCCGCGCCCACCGCCUUCAUACCCUCGCCGAAGCACUUCCACCCCGGAGAGGCGGCCAAGGCUUGCACCGUCAACACCAACGUCGGUUACGUGUUCUUCAGCACGUCGUUCUCGUUCUACUUGCCAGCGAGCGUGAUGGUGACCCUGUACGCCAGGAUCCUGUAUGCGCUGGCCUCCCCACCCACCAUCAGGGCGCAUAGAGGACGCUCGCCGACUAAACCAGAACCACCGAAAACUACCACACCACUUGAGACGAUUAAAGUCCAAAAAACAUUAGUAUUUACCUCUCCAAAAGGCUGCCACCUGAAUGUGCCAAGUGACAAAACAGACGCAAAAUGUCCCGCGCCGGCAUCGCCAAAAAACAAAGCUUUCUCUUCAUCGGACGGCAUAAUCUCUCGCCAAAGGCGCGCCACUCGCACCAUAGUGAUGCUCAUGACCCUGUUCCUGGUGUGCUGGACUCCUUUCUUCGUGAUGCUUCCAGUGGACUCACUAUGCGAGUGCGUGAGGGACGUGACCUGGCUAUGGUGUACAUGGCUGGGCUACGCCAACUCGGCGCUGAACCCGCUCGUCUACGCGGCCGCGUCGCCCAGUGUGCGGCAGGCCUUACACAAGUCACUCACUACUUCAAGUUCGACUAGAAAUACAGACGUGCAGCUGUCGCCUAGUGCGCGCAGGCCCUAAGCUAACGUCAGUGUCUCAAGAUGGCGGCGAGCGACAAGAUGGCCGCUACAUACAAUGGCGGGCGGGACAGCGUGCUCGCUCCGCCGAAGUCUCGU